AUUGCGAAAAGGACUAACCGGAAGUUAUUCAGGGCUACAGAUGUGCUGAGGCUACAGGAGAAACGUCRGCUAUGGCUGAGACCCACAGCUUACAGGACCUCCAGCAGCCGGCUGUCUCCUCCAAGGUGUUUGUCCAAAGGGACUACAGCUCAGGAACAAUAUGCAAGUUUCAGACCAAGUUCCCCUCUGAGCUCGAGUCAAGGCUCGAUAAGCAGCAGUUUGAGGAAACCAUCCAGACUCUAAACAACCUGUAUGCGGAGGCAGAGAAACUGGGAGGGAAGUCCUACCUAGAAGGUUUCCUGGCUUGUAUGACUGCCUACACCAUCUUCCUCUGUAUGGAGACACACUAUGAGAAGGUGUUAAAAAAGAUUGCCAGAUUCAUAAAGGACCAGAAUGAGAAAAUUUAUGCUCCAAGGGGCUUGCUGCUGACGGACCCCAUAGAGAGAGGCCUCAGAGUUGUUGAAAUCACGAUCUUUGAAGACAGAAGUAUCGGCUCUGGAAGAUAAAAGAAACACGUGGUUCGAUGACAUUCACCUGCUUCACCUGGAAAAUGUUUGAGUUUGGACAUGGUGUUCAUUUUAGUCAUCAAAGACAACAAAAUUCCUGGACUUAAAUGCCUCCUGACCAAAAACAAAAGGAAAAAAAAGACAAAACAACCUAAAACUUUGAUAGAGGUCAUUAAUCACAAGUAGCCCAAACAAUAAAGCACACAUUUCCUUCAUUUAAUAAUGAUUCCAGUACACAUAUCGGGACUUACGUAAAGCAUCCCAGAAAUUUAUAUUGACAUAAGCUUUUGUGUUUCCUUGAACAUAUUUUUUCUUUUUGUCUCACUUUCACUCCAAAGGCCGAUGAAAGCAUCUGUCUGAUGUUGUAUUUACAGAGAUCUUCGCCUCCGUUUUGUGUAUACUUUUGAUGUAAUAAUUUCUCCUGUUAUUUAUUAGAUUUUGAUGGUCUCUUUGUACACAUUUUUUGUCCUUUUAUGCACAAUCAUUGUUUAAAUUGUAACCGAGUUGAUCUGACCAGUUUUUAUAAAUUGUGCCAUUGUGUUGAUUGCCAUUUUUUAAAUCACAACAACUGUAAAUUAUUUUGAAAUUUGUCAAGAAAGUAUGGUUUUGUCACAACUGACAUUAGGUACAGGGUGGGUUUGAGUUGUUGACAGUAAAUGGUAAAUUGAUGUGUACUUCUACACAGUAUUGACAUGUUCGGUGGGUUAAAGCUCUGGUGAGCAAAAAAAUGUUUUUGUAUCUUGUAAUAGAYUGUAAACUUUUUGGGGGUGGGGGGAGGGGCGGGGGGACAUGUUUUAAAAGUUGUAAACAUCCUAUUUAUUAGACAGAUAGGAGCAUGUUUCCCCAAGUUCAUCUCCAAAUCAUACAGUAAACUUAUUGCAUUAUGAAAACUCUUUUCUGUGAUAUUAUAAAAGUGCACCAACGCUUCUUAAUUUUUGUCUGCAGCAUAUUUAUGUUGCAAAUAUAUUAUUCAUCAUCUUUGAACACAACAGAAAUGUGAACCCUCUGCACAUGAUUAUUUUUGUGUUUGAUUCAGUCACCUGUCUUCGCUGUCAUGUUUUAUGUUUUAAAUAAAUUCAGGUUUCUUGAAUUCUGUGUACUUUUAAUUAGAAAAAUAAACUUUAAAAGCGAAA
This is a messenger RNA of Austrofundulus limnaeus, 1639 nucleotides long. It is a transcript of the gene golga7, whose product is annotated as golgin A7. Lineage: Eukaryota; Metazoa; Chordata; Actinopteri; Cyprinodontiformes; Rivulidae. The record is from RefSeq and is a predicted model, not a curated record. Gene Ontology annotation, biological process: peptidyl-L-cysteine S-palmitoylation; Golgi to plasma membrane protein transport; protein targeting to membrane. Bases 72 to 506 code for a protein of 144 amino acids. The transcript is spliced from 5 exons. Gene Ontology annotation, cellular component: palmitoyltransferase complex; Golgi stack.